Messenger RNA from Protopolystoma xenopodis, 471 nucleotides. The record is from the annotation of a GenBank genome assembly. Lineage: Eukaryota; Metazoa; Platyhelminthes; Monogenea; Polystomatidea; Polystomatidae.
AUGAUUCCGGCGAAACGUGCGGCCUACACUCUCAAACAGUACAUCUUCGACACUUCGGGAGCUUUCUGGUCGCAUUCUCGCCAAGACAUCUCCUUCGGACUUCACACAUUUCGCUGGAUCUCACGCACGAAGGUGGCCACUUUGAUCGGUGAAACAAGAUCCUACGGCGUCCAUCCGGUCUGGAGGCUUCUUCACUUUGGCGCGAACGACGCACACUCUUCCGGCACGCCUAAUGGCUUAAUGGCAUCUGCUCUCCUCCUGCUUCCAGCACCUUCCAACACCUUCCAGCAACUUCCAGCACCUUGCAGCCUUCCAUGCGGUCCGAUUUGUCUGAAUGACCCGGCAGCUGCGUCUGCCAGUUGGACGUAUUCUGCACACGAAGGACCAUUUGUAACAGGCGUCACGAUCGAUUUUUACAAAAUUUGGGCAAUCGUUUUUUUGCAUUUCUUUAUGCACCAAAUGUCGCGAUGA